AUUAUUAUCUUGGUAGAAAACCCUAAAUAAAAUGCAGAACCUAGAAUCCUUUCGUAAAACCCUAAAACCCUUCUCUCAAUCAUUUAAACCCUAAUUGUCCGCCAUAUCUGCCAUUUUUUCAAAAACAGUAGAGAGAAUAUGGGAAGCGACAGUGAAACUGAGAAGUCGGCACACAAGGAGAAAAAGAAAUCUGUUGCUCUUGCUCCUAUUGCUAAACCUUUGGCUGGAAAAAAGCUAUGCAAGCGCACUUACAAACUCAUUCGUAGAGCGGCUGAACAAAAAUGCUUGAAAAGAGGAGUGAAGGAAGUUGUUAAGAGUAUUAGACGCGGCCAUAAAGGAAUAUGUGUGAUUGCUGGAAAUAUAUCACCUAUUGAUGUCAUCACUCAUGUUCCAAUCUUGUGUGAAGAAGCAGAUAUUCCUUACGUCUAUGUACCUUCUAAAGAAGAUCUUGCAAGUGCUGGAGCCACUAAGAGACCAACCUGCUGUGUUCUGGUGCUAAACAAGCCAUCAAAGGGGGAACUAAGCCAAGAGGAUCAAGAAAAAUUGAAGUCGGAAUCUGAUCAAAUUACAUCAGAAAUUCGUGAAUUGACGGCUUCCAUGUUUUGAGAAAUGUCGAGAACGAGUGCUGCUUUUGUACCAUUCUCAGAUGUGCGAUUAUGUAACAUGACUGAAAAUUUCUGCAACUCGUGUUUAAGAGUUUUCUUACUCCUUUAAUUAUAAUAUUCACUUC
This is a messenger RNA of Amaranthus tricolor (Joseph's coat), 730 nucleotides long. RefSeq names its product H/ACA ribonucleoprotein complex subunit 2-like protein. NCBI's taxonomy places the organism in Eukaryota, Viridiplantae, Streptophyta, Magnoliopsida, Caryophyllales, Amaranthaceae. The transcript is spliced from 4 exons. The record is from RefSeq and is a predicted model, not a curated record. Gene Ontology annotation, biological process: rRNA pseudouridine synthesis; snRNA pseudouridine synthesis. Bases 139 to 606 code for a protein of 155 amino acids. Gene Ontology annotation, molecular function: box H/ACA snoRNA binding. Gene Ontology annotation, cellular component: nucleolus; box H/ACA snoRNP complex.